This is a messenger RNA of Lactuca virosa, 2088 nucleotides long. NCBI's taxonomy places the organism in Eukaryota, Viridiplantae, Streptophyta, Magnoliopsida, Asterales, Asteraceae. The record is from the annotation of a GenBank genome assembly.
AUGGGAUUUGGGAGUUUGUUAGGGAUGAAGAUGAUUGACGUACCGUUGAAGAUUGUUUAUUAUGUUCUUGAUCAUUUUAAUUUUGAAUCUUUGAAGGUGGAGUUUGAUAAUUGUGAAGUUAGUGUUGAUAGUAAGUCUGUUCAAGAGAUGUUAGGAUUACCAUCUAGUGGCUCAUUACUUUCAAAAAUGGAUUACAUUUCGGAGAAUAAUGAAGAGAGUUGUAUGUUUGAGUGGAAGAAACAAAGAGAUACUGAUUUAAGUAGCAUUGACUGGUGCGAUUACAUUGUGGAUUGUUUGGUAAGGACGAAGAAGGUUUACAAUCCAGAGAAAGAAUCUUCUUUCUUUUAUGGACCAGCAGCAUACCUUAUGUUGUUGUAUGUGGAUACUUUAAAGUUUGAUCAUUUGCAAGUCACACGUAAACGUCUAACUAUUUUUUAUUGGACGUCAGAGAAGAUAAGGUUUCUUGAGAAUAUUUUACAAGAGAGUGGAGGAUUUGGAUGUGGAUAUGUUAAUGAAGCAUAUGUUGAAGAAGAAUUUCAAGAAUCUGAGUAUAAUGAGGAGGAAUCUGGUGGUGAUGAGGUUGAAUCUGAUGGUGAAGAGGAUUUAUGUGAUGAGGAUGAAGAAGAUUUUGAUGUUAAUAAAGUUAGUGAUGUGGAGGUGUAUGAAAGUAAAAUUUCAUGUAUGUAUCAGAAGAUGGAGGAUUUGAAAAAUGAUCUUGUUGUAAAGAUAGAUGAGGGAGUGUUGAAGUUUCCUCAAAGUCAAAAUUUGAAAAUUUGGAAAUUAUUAUUUCCUGUUGAAGAUUUAAGCACAGAAAGUUUUGAUUUCCGUUAUGUUUCACAAAAUUAUAAAGAACCAAUAUUAACACCUGGUUUUGUUCAAGUUAAUGAUGAAGAUUAUGGGAAUGAUUUUCUUAAUGAUGAUGAAAAUGUUGAAGAUUAUGAUCAAGGGAAAUGUUCUGGUGGUCAGGGGGAUGGAAGUGGUCCACAUGAGGGCAAUAUUGGUAAAAAUCAUGUUGAAGGUAAAGGUGAUUAUGAUGAAGAUGAUGAACAAGGAAAUGGAAGUGGAUGUAAUAAAGAAGAGGCCAUGAAUUUAAAUUUUGUUGUCGAAAAUGUUACUAAGAGUGUGGGUCUAAUUGAUAGCCAGGAAGGUGUAUCUUUUAGUCAAUUUAUUUGCGAUCCAGUUGUUGAAAGUUUUCUUAAAACUUUGGAUCAAGGUACUGAUGGUUGUUUAAAUCAGAAACUAGUUGAAGAUGAUGUGAAUUUGAAUUUGACUGGUAUUGAUGAUGGGACUGUAAAUUUGGGUGAGGAUGAUCAUAUGAAUAAAGUAAUUUCAGAUCGUACUGUUGAUAAAAUUAUUGUAGCAAAGAAGGAUGGAGAAGGUGAAGAUGUUGAAGAUUGUUCAAAUAAAAAUAAAGAUGGAGAAAAUGUUGAAGAUUGUUCAAAUAAAAACAAGGAUUCAAAUGAGACUCGAUCAUUGAAAAAUGAUCUUGUUCUAAGUUUUAGUCUUGGAUUUAGUCAAGAUUCUGAAGGUUCCAAGAAGUCAUCUCAAAGUCAAAUUUCUUCUGAACGGAUGACAAAGAAAAAGAUUAAGGAUAGAUUUAUUUUGGGAAAACCAAGUGCUGGUCCAGAGUGUAUUAUUCCAAAUGUUGAUGUUAUUGAUGCUAGUCCAGUUUCUUUUGCACCCCCUUUGGAGAAAUUCAGAGAUGUUGUUAAUUCUCCACUCAGAUUGUUCAUGAAUUCUGACACUACUUUGUCAUUUGAAUAUUCUCAUUUGAAUGAAACUGCAAAAUAUAAAGUUUUCAAGGAGAGCUUCUCUCGCAGUGUUUCUGGUGAUAGAGACUUGAAGGUUUUGAAGGAUGUUGAUAUGAAACAUGCUUUUGAGGUUAUCGAUAAUGGUGCAGAUGAUGCUGAUUUCGAUGAUAAGUAUGGUGCAGUUUUUAAACCUCUUAUAUGUAGUAAAGAUGUGUUAUGUUCAAUGGAGAUAAUCUUUCUAAGCAAUGGUGGAAGAGUUCUUGGAGUCAGCUACAAUAUGUAUGCAAAUCUAGCUAGGAAUAUGAAGAACAAGAAUCUUGGAAAAUGGGGAACAUGA